Truncatella angustata is the source of this 2490-nucleotide messenger RNA. RefSeq lists its product as uncharacterized. The record is from RefSeq and is a predicted model, not a curated record. Lineage: Eukaryota; Fungi; Ascomycota; Sordariomycetes; Amphisphaeriales; Sporocadaceae. The coding region runs from base 1 to 2490 and encodes 829 amino acids. The transcript is spliced from 10 exons.
AUGGCUAGUUGGUUCAUCAUUAACUUCGCUCUGGCAGCUUUGUGCCACUACGCACAUGUAGGCGCUACAUAUCUUCACAAUCAACCCUACCAACGCGAUCAUAUGAAUCUACAUCGAACAAUUUUCUCAAGACAAGAGGACGGUUCUGAGCCGACCGCUCUUUUCCUUGCUGAUAACCUCCUCAUGUUCUCGGCUGGCUGUGCCAGUGCCCUAGCCGCAACCAUUAAUUGUACAGAAUCUAUCCGGGAGGAAGAAUUCUUGUACACAUGGGGGGGCAUGUCAGCCGAUGAACUGGCCGCUCUUUGUACUGACUCCUGCAGAGACUCCAUUGUAGAUCAUCGUGCAAAUGUUGCCCAGGAAUGUGCGGACGAUAUCUACGUGGAUCCUCCAGAGAAGAACAUCACGGACUAUGUGUACGGUACUUCAACAACUAAUGACGUCUAUGGAAUGGAGGGAAAGACUGUAAAUCCCUUGGCGCUGGUCGAUUACUAUUUUCUUAACUACAACCUUCUCUGCCUGAAAGAUAUAACCGGUGAUUUUUGCUAUCUCUCUACCGCAAACGGGACCAACGGCACAGUAGACGACUGUGGUCCAUGUGAGCUUGAUGCUUUCCGAUUGCAGAUGGAAGAUGAGCGUGCCUAUGAUGCAGGACUCGCUGAGCAAUAUUCUUCUGCUGUAUCUUCUUGUGGUAUAACGGCGGCUCCCCUGGCCACACCAACCUCCAGUUUUCAAAACAACAAUAUUACGUUGAGUGAGAAUAUCACAUUCUCAUGCACUGGUACCUACGUCCCAGUUGAGACCGGCACGACUUGUGAUCAGUUUGCCGAAGCCAACAGCAUGUCCACUGAUCAGCUGCUUAAUAUCAACAACCUAGCCGGUGGUUGUGCUGACUGGCCUGGCGACCAAACCGAACUAUGUGUUCAGGAUAAAUGCACACCAUACACCGUCCAAGAAGGCGACACCUGCGUCUCAGUCUCAAAUGUAGCCCAAAUCACAGUCGUUCAGCUAGUCACAUGGAAUCCUUCUAUAGAUCCACUGUGCAUGAACUGGAACUCAAAGGUCGGCCACGUUAUCUGCCUUAGCAGCCCAUUUGGAUACGUGUUCCCCAACGAGACAAUCAACGAUGACUCUGGGUACGCACCAAUAACCACCGCAGCACCCGUGCCCACAGAUGCCAUGACUGAGUCCAACCAUUACUGCGGUACCUGGUAUUUGGUGCAAAAAGAUGAGUAUUGCCAGUUGAUUGCCACCAAGAACGGGAUCACCCUGUCUGAUUUUUACUUUCUCAACCCCGAGAUUGAUUCAAAUUGCACAAACUUAUGGGCCGACGCCAGCUACUGUGUUGCUCCCGUGGGCACCAUAACGACCUAUGAUGGAUACUACGGAAGCAGUACAGCAUCCAAUACUGGAACUCCAACGACACUCAACACGGCAACGUUGUCAACAGUCUCCGCAGCUACAUACGCCGCGCCAACUGCAACAGGGUUCCCUCUCGCAAAUUUAUCAAUUGCCAGUUGCUACGCUGUCUUCCAGAACUCGUAUGGCUCCAUCUACUGCGAGGCCGUGACCAAAAUGUAUAGUGUAGCUUUAGCCGACUUUCUCCGAUGGAAUCCCAGCAUCCUCAACGGAGCUGAUUACGAUGCCGAGACAUGCGUGUUGCAAAACGCCACCGCCUAUUGUGCGUCAUACUACAACACAAGUCUGGCCGCCACGACCACCUCAGCGUCAUGGGCUGUUAUUACAGCACCCGCCAACGCAGCGCCAAGCUCAACCACUGACUGUGUGGAUUGGUAUACAACACAGCUUUACGAUACAUGUACCACUGUUUUACAGAUGAACGACAUCCCAUUUUCGCUUUUUUAUGAGUGGAACCCUGCCAUUGGAUCUAAUUGUGAGAACUUGUGGCUGAAUACUUCAUACUGUGUCGCUGGUCCUGGCUGGGAUGAUGAGGACGCUCAUUACUAUACGGGUACCGACGCUGGAACGGCGACGAGCACCGGGACCGUGACUUCGACCUCCGGACCUCCAGGCCCGACGCAAACGGGUAUCACAGCUGAUUGCAACAAAUGGUAUGUCGCACAGGCCGGAGACGGUUGCUAUGACAUUGCAGCAGACAAUGGAAUCACUCUCGACCAAUUUUACUCAUGGAAUCCCGCCGUUGGAUCCAAUUGCGAGAACCUCUGGCCAGAUGAAGCGUACUGUAUUGGUGUCUCGAGUAGUAGUAGCACGACCACCACGCCAACAUCAACGACCACGCCAUCCACAACAACAAGUGCAACUCAAACCAGCGUCACCCCGCCUGGACCAACCCAGAGCGGAAUACCUGCAAACUGCAACCUGUAUGCCGUCGCCACAGGAGGUGGCUGUUAUGACUUUGCCGCUGCCAAUAAUAUCACGCUUGACCAACUGUACGAAUGGAAUCCGGUCUUGAAUAAUGACUGCGAAAAUUUCUGGGCUGAGGAGGCGUACUGCGUGGGAGUUUCCGGUUAG